Molecule: messenger RNA, 2426 nt
Organism: Python bivittatus (Burmese python)
Lineage: Eukaryota; Metazoa; Chordata; Lepidosauria; Squamata; Pythonidae
Gene: ADHFE1
Product: alcohol dehydrogenase iron containing 1
Cellular component (GO): mitochondrion
Molecular function (GO): metal ion binding; alcohol dehydrogenase (NAD+) activity
Source: RefSeq, a predicted model, not a curated record
CAAGGUCUCCAAAUAUUAAAUGUCUAUUACAUAAUUGUUUACCAAGUAACCAGGUCAGUGUAUUUUUCAAGAGAGUCUGCAGAACAAGGAGUUGUUGCUAGCAUAAUGCCAGCGAGUCCUUGCACUGGGUCCGGUGCUGCUUUGGGAUCUUUACGUCUGGGAACAAGGCCUGUCAAGAAGACCUGGCCUUAUUAGGAGAGAGUGCUUUUCCUUCCAUGUGGUCAGUUCUCUAAUAGAUAGCAGAUUUUGGUGAGCAUGCACAGUAUCAAAGAGUUUUGGAGAAGGCGCAGGUUGGAGUCUUAGAGCAUAUAUCUCUUCAUUUGAGUCAAAACUGAGGAAAAGAACCCUCUUCGGUACUAAAGACAUUGUUUUGUCGAAAACGGACUAUGCCUUUGAGAUGGCUGUUUCCAAUAUCCGAUAUGGAGAGGGAGUUACUAAAGAAGUGGGAAUGGACUUGCAGAAUUGGGGUGCUAGAAAAGUUUGUGUGAUGACAGAUAAGAACCUCUGUCAGCUCCCUCCCAUGACAGCAGUGUUGGAUUCUCUGACAGUCAAUGGUAUAAACUUCCAAAUAUAUGAUAACGUAAGAGUGGAGCCCACAGACCAAAGUUUCCUAGAUGCCAUUGAGUUUGCCAAAAAGGGGGAGUUUGACUCCUAUGUUGCUGUAGGUGGAGGUUCAGUUAUAGAUACUUGUAAAACUGCUGAUCUCUACGCAUCGAGUCCAACAUCAGAUUUCUUAGAUUAUGUCAAUGCUCCUAUUGGAAAAGGCAAGCCUAUUACAGUCCGCCUCAAACCUCUGUUAGCAGUACCUACAACAGCUGGAACUGGAAGUGAAACCACUGGAGUUGCUAUUUUUGAUUACAAAGAACUAAAAGUAAAAACUGGAAUUGCUUCUCGAUCCCUUAAGCCUUCUUUGGGUAUUAUUGACCCAUUACAUACUCUCCAUAUGCCAGAGCGAGUGGCAGCUAAUAGUGGUUUUGAUGUGCUUUGCCAUGCUCUCGAAUCCUAUACUGCUCUUCCCUACAACCAGCGCAGCCCCUGUCCUUCAAAUCCAAUGAACCGGCCAGCUUAUCAAGGAAGCAACCCCAUCAGCGACGUCUGGGCUGUCCAUGCAUUACAGAUCGUUGCUAAAUACUUAAAGAGAGCCAUAAAGAACCCAGAAGAUCGAGAAGCAAGAUUUAACAUGCAUCUGGCAAGUGCUUUUGCUGGCAUUGGGUUUGGAAAUGCUGGUGUACAUCUUUGCCAUGGCAUGUCUUAUCCAAUUUCCGGUUUGGUGAAGAAUUAUAAAGCAAAGGAUUAUAAUGUGGAUCAUUCUUUAGUGCCACAUGGUCUUUCCGUUAUCCUCACCUCUCCAGCAGUGUUUACUUUCACAGCACCGAUGUGUCCUGAGCGCCAUUUGGAGGCUGCCCAAAUCAUGGGAGCUAACACCAACAAUGCCAAGAUUAAAGAUGCUGGGCUUAUUCUGGCAGACACUCUCCGAGAAUUUUUAUUUGAUCUCAAUGUUGAUGAUGGCUUAGCUGCCCUUGGUUAUUCAAAAGCCGAUAUCCCUGCUUUAGUCAAAGGCACCCUGCCUCAGGAAAGAGUGACUAAAUUAUCCCCUCGCCCUCAAACAGAAGAAGAGCUAUCUGCUCUGUUUGAAGCAUCUAUGAAAUUAUAUUAAUUUAGUUCUGCUUUGUUUUUUGUUUUUUGGUGGUGUUGUUUUUUUUACUUUAAGCAAUGUUUUCCCAAUAACAUUUAAGGGAAUGAAGCAAUUCAAAAUAUUUAUUUCAAAACAGAAUGAUUCAAUUCAAAAUAUUAUAUGGAGGUUGUAUUUUUUAAUGUUAUUUCCUAUUAAAUGUUAUAGCAUUCAUGUUUAUUUCUACGCAUGAUUGUAAUUGGGGGUAUUCGCAUUUCAUUCACUAGUGAUCACUGGAAGUAAUCAUUAGUGAUUUUAUCUUCUGAGAACACUGCAGUAAUGAACUUUCUGGUUUGCCAUUUCAUUAUCUGUACAACUGGGUCAAGCAGGGAUACAGGAAUAAAACUUUUACAAGUUCAAAACAUCCUGUGCGUAUAGCCCUUUCUCUUCAGAAUUCCCAUUCAAACAAAGAUGCUUUGUAGCUUUUAUGAUUGCCUUGAAUUCUUGGCUCAGCAAUAUUGCUGCCCACUGAUUUUAUACUAGGACUGUUUUAUGGUAGUACUGUAUAUUGGUCAUGGGUCUGAAGGUCAAUCUAUUGCUUAUAAAAGAAGAUGGCAGAGGAGGAAAUGGCAUUAGUGAAGGAAGACUUUCUGUCCACUAGGGCUACCACAUCUGGUCUGCAAACAUUAGAUUAGAGCAAAGGAAUUGAGGAAACUCUUAACUCCUUGCUGCCUUCUAGUGGUUGUCUGGAUUUUUUCAACCCAGAUCCAGUAGCCCCAGCUUCUACCCACAGGGUAAUAAAAUAAUAUAUAAG